Molecule: messenger RNA, 803 nt
Organism: Paramuricea clavata
Lineage: Eukaryota; Metazoa; Cnidaria; Anthozoa; Malacalcyonacea; Plexauridae
Source: the annotation of a GenBank genome assembly
AUGAGAAAAAGUAUCGCAGCAUACUGGGGGAAGCUAUGGAAAGCAGCAACAGCUGGGGAUGCCAGAAAGUUGCCAACCACUCAAUGUGAUAGAAUGUGGAGGGCAUUUCAUGCUGUGUGUUUCAGUCAUGAUUUUGUUGUGGAUUGCGAGCUUUUUCUUUAUCCAGCUCUUUUACAGAAUGCCACCUGCAGGCUUUUCAAUCAAUCUUCUGUGACCAGAUUGUUUGAAAAUAUUAUUUUGUUCAAAACCACAGUUGUCCCAACUACUGUCGCUGGUAGUCAAUCUGAAGAGAUAGAGAUGACGGUUGUGGAGGAGAACACUCUAAGAUAUGCUGUGGGUUUUGUUCCUUUCUCUCUGAAAAAACAGUGUUCAAAGAGAAAGACCGGGACUGAUGACGGACUAAAGACCAGGACGUUCGGGGAAAAAAUUAAAUGUUUAAGUGCACUAGGUGUGGAUGACGAAUUGGAAAAAUCCCAAACAUUCUUGGAGUAUACCAGAAGUUGGAUAGAGAAACAAAAUGGGUGGGGGGAGGGGUUGUUUCAAUUGAACGAUGCUGGGUACCUGUUCUUUAGAGCAGUGGAAUGUCACUGUAGGAAGUUCCUCCAGCAAACAUGUGUGCCUAACAAUGGUUCUUCAGACAUCCGGGACAGGGCACCCUUCAUCUGUAUUCCCUUCAAGUCCUACAAAUGUGUGUCAAGUUGUGGGUGAACAUCAGAGGGCAUGCGUUCGCAGCCAACUGGGUUGAAAAAUUUAAACAAUCGCAAUGUGCUGGAAAAAAUAAAACACUAAAGGAGCUGUCAUAA